CAUUGUAUUACACGCUUUCGGAUAGACGAAUCACGUGUAACAAAGUGUAAUUUAUAUAUUGUUAUGGAUGAUAUUGCUUGUCCACGUUGCAAGACUACUAAGUAUCGUAAUCCUUCUUUGAAACUUCUAGUGAAUAUUUGCGGUCAUGGUUUAUGUGAAAAUUGUGUUGAAUUGCUAUUUGUCAAAGGUUCGGGAUCGUGUCCACAAUGCGAAGUGCCACUUCGCAGGAAUCAGUUCAGAUUACAGAUAUUCGAGGAUGCUUCCGUCGAAAAAGAAUUGGAUAUAAGAAAACGAAUAUUGAAAGAUUUCAAUAAAAAGGAGGAAGACUUCUCUAACUUGAGAGAAUAUAAUGACUAUCUAGAAGAAGUUGAAACUAUCAUAUUUAAUCUGUCUAACAACAUAAAUAUAGAAGCUACAAAAAGAAAGAUAGAACAAUAUAAAAAAGAAAACAAAAAUAUCAUAAUGAAAAGAAAGAAUAAGUUAAGCAAAGACGAAGAAGAAAUAGACGAGUACCUAGAAUUGGAAAGCAACGAGAAAGAGUGGCGUCGGCAGCAGUUAUCGGAAGAAGAGAGGGAAAUUAAGAGGUCGAGACUGAUGAAGAAGGAAGCUCUGAUUGACGACUUGAUGUUUUCCGAUCUGCCCGCGGGUCAGAUUUUGGCCAGUCACGGCUCUCUGUCGGAAACGGAGAAUGCAUCUGGAGUUAAUAGAUCAAAACCUCCGCCUCGAGAACACGUUAAGUUUUCUUCCGGAAUUAAAAUGAAUCAGAAUUUAUUUCUUCCCCUUCCUAAAGCUAACGAAAACAUUUACACUUAUGUGGAACCUACUUUAAGUUUGCAUGGUCCGGGCGCUCCGGAUUUCAAAAGUAUUGAAAAAGAUAAUUAUUUAUUAAAUAUUCGUGCUACCUCGGAUAGAGAUAGGGCAGGUGGAUUCGUGUCUCAUUAUGCGUGUCGGCGAGCUCUACAAGAAUCUUUCUGCGGUUUGUUUUUGACUUCAGAUAUGUUCCUAAAGUGAAACUUU
Centruroides sculpturatus (bark scorpion) is the source of this 1017-nucleotide messenger RNA. RefSeq names its product CDK-activating kinase assembly factor MAT1-like. Lineage: Eukaryota; Metazoa; Arthropoda; Arachnida; Scorpiones; Buthidae. Gene Ontology annotation, biological process: nucleotide-excision repair; positive regulation of cyclin-dependent protein serine/threonine kinase activity; regulation of transcription by RNA polymerase II. The transcript has a single exon. Gene Ontology annotation, molecular function: cyclin-dependent protein serine/threonine kinase activator activity. Gene Ontology annotation, cellular component: transcription factor TFIIH holo complex. The record is from RefSeq and is a predicted model, not a curated record. Bases 64 to 1011 code for a protein of 315 amino acids.